Molecule: messenger RNA, 1554 nt
Organism: Ipomoea nil (Japanese morning glory)
Lineage: Eukaryota; Viridiplantae; Streptophyta; Magnoliopsida; Solanales; Convolvulaceae
Exons: 9
Coding region: 1-1554 (517 amino acids)
Source: RefSeq, a predicted model, not a curated record
AUGCCUUCCAUGUUCAUUGCUGUCAAAAACAUCAAGCCGGAACACCAGCUCAGGGCAAUCAGGGUGAGAGCAGUACGGGUAUACGAAGUGCCUGAGAAAAGGAGAGAGGGCCAGGCUAGUAAGAGCAUGGAAGUAUUGUUCCAUGAUGAAGAGGGAGACUACAUUCAUGCCAACAUUAGGAAAAAAUACAUUAUAAAAUAUAGAGAAAUAUUACAAGAAGGGAAAGUUUUUGAAAUAAAAAACUUCAUGGCUUCUACAAAUUACUAUGUCUACAAGAUUACAGAACAUGACUUCCUGAUCAAAUUCAACUAUAGAACACAAGUGAAGGAGAUACAUUCUAACGGGUUUCCUUUCAAAAUGUUUCGCUUAAAGAGUUUCAUUGCUUUGAAAAAUCCUGCAGAUGUUAAUGACAAGGAACUGAUUGAUGUGAUUGGAAGGGUCAAUGUGAUUUAUAAUCCUAUGGACAAGAUUAUAGGUGGAAAGGCAACCAAAUUCAUUGACUUUCAAAUUGAAGACAAUGCUGACAACACCCUGACAUGUACACUUUGGAAUGAACAUGUAUAUUCCCUUAUUCCUUAUUACAAUAGUGAUUCGAAAGAACCACUGAUUGUAGUCAUUCAGUGCUGUCGGGCUAAAGUUGUUAGUGGUGAGGUUAGAAUAACCCAUUCAUAUGAUGCUACGAAGCUUUGGUUCAAUGAGGAUUUUGAGGAAUUCCAAGAGUUUAGGUCAAAGUUGAAAGCUGAAAAUACUCCAAUGAGAAGUCUUAGUACUGGCACCCUACAUUCAAACUCUACAGGCAUUAGUGAGUUUAAAAAUGCUUCUGUUAUUGUCACUAACUGCCAUGAUCUUAAGAAGGUUAAAGAGGAUGGGGAAUACUAUGUGGCUGCUAAGAUUUUGGGGUUAGAGUUUGAGGAUGGUUGGUACUAUUUAUCAUGCCUGGCAUUGGGAUGUAAUAAGAAACUAAAAGAACAAGAAGGAUCACUGAUUUGUACUAAGUGUCACAAGCCUUGUAUGAUGGGUAUAGUUAGAUAUGAAGUUGUUGUAAUUGCUAUUGACAAAAGUGGAGAUGCUCCACUAUUGCUUUGGGAUAGAGAAGUGGCAGAACUUGUGGGUAUUCCUGCUUCGAUUUUGUAUGCAAAAUACAAGGAGGUUGAUGUUGAAGUGCCACAUGAGUUGGAUGCUAUAGUUGGAAUGAAGAUGCUCUUUAAGAUCAAUUUUAAGCUGGCUCUAAAGAGGGGUCCCAAUUACCCAUUCAAUGUUGUGAGGGUGGUCAUGGAAGAACACUUGCUGAAAACUUAUGUUGACAGGUUUGUGGAGCAUCAAGACUUAAUGUCUACGAUGAUUGAGGAGGAAACUAACACUGAUGCAAAUUCUGAAGAAGACUCUAGUGGAGUGGAGGUUAAUAGUCCUGCAUCUGUCCACCCCUCACAAAAGGAAGGAAAUGACAGUGCCGACAACUCUGGAGCUAUUAAAAGGUCACUUUUGGAUGAGUGUUCAUCAUCCAAAAGUAUGAAGAAGUUGAAGGAAUCAGAGAUCAGAAAGGAAAAAAUGUAG